ACUAACCAGCGGAGGGAGCGGGUCUGGGGGCGGGAGGCAGGAGCAGCUGUCAGGCUGAAGUCCCGCGAGCAACGAGCGGCGACGGGGUGGCUGUAGGAAGCGCAGCGCCCGACCGGGCCCCGGAGAUGGUCCUCGGCGCUGUGGGCUGGUGUUGUCUCGUGCUCUGGCUCCCCGCGUGCGUCGCGGCCCACGGCUUACGAAUCCAUGAUUAUUUGUACUUCCAAGUGCUGAGUCCUGGAGACAUUCGAUACAUUUUCACAGCUACACCUGCCAAGGACUUUGGUGGUAUCUUUCACACAAGGUAUGAGCAGAUCCACCUUGUCCCCGCAGAACCUGCAGAGGCCUGUGGAGAACUCAGCAACGGUUUCUUCAUCCAGGACCAGAUUGCUCUGGUGGAAAGGGGGGGCUGCUCCUUCCUCUCCAAGACCCGGGUGGUGCAGGAGCACGGUGGGCGGGCGGUGAUCAUCUCUGACAACGCAGUUGACAAUGACAGCUUCUACGUGGAGAUGAUCCAGGACAGUACCCAGCGCACGGCUGACAUACCCGCCCUCUUCCUGCUCGGCCGAGAUGGCUACAUGAUCCGCCGCUCCCUGGAACAGCACGGGCUGCCGUGGGCAAUCAUUUCCAUCCCAGUUAAUGUCACCAGCAUCCCCACCUUUGAGCUGCUGCAACCGCCCUGGACCUUCUGGUAGAAGAGUCGGUCCCACCUUCCCCCCAUAAAGCAACUCUAGGCUGGGAAGGGGAAACCCAGGAAUUCUGCUGUGUGGGACUUGGAGACAGCAUUUGAGGACAGGUGGAGCCAGGCAGAGGAAGAAGUGGGCCUGGUCUAGGCUAAGGGAAGCCACACCACUGUUUCCCUUCCCCGGGGCCCCCAAGGUUGUCUCAGGCUAUGGGAAGAUGCAAGACCCAUGUCCCAGGGCUUCUUGGCUAGAAUCUGGAACAGGGGCAAAAGGCAGGUGGCCCGAGAGCUCCACGACCUGUCACAUCCCACCUGACUCCAGCCUACCCACCCAGCAUCUCCUCAGUCUCCUUCACUGCAGUUGCUGGAGUGGUUUAAGAGCUGGUUUUCGACGACUCAAUAAACCCUCACUGACUUUUUAGCAAUAAAGCCUCUCAUCAGGGUUG
Molecule: messenger RNA, 1125 nt
Organism: Phyllostomus hastatus (greater spear-nosed bat)
Lineage: Eukaryota; Metazoa; Chordata; Mammalia; Chiroptera; Phyllostomidae
Gene: PRADC1
Product: protease associated domain containing 1
Exons: 5
Coding region: 126-692 (188 amino acids)
Source: RefSeq, a predicted model, not a curated record